AUGCAGUUUAACAUGAUUGUCGCACUCCUAGCCAUUGGUGCACCCUUGGCUUAUACAUCACCCAUAGUUGGCCAGGACAACGAGGCAAUUCCAUUCUACGAAAAACGUGCCGACAACAGUGAAGCCAUCCCGUUUUACGAAAAGCGUGCGGGGGAUAACGAAGCUAUCCCAUUCUACCAGCGUCGCGCAGACAGCAGUGAGGCCAUUCCAUUCUAUGAGAAGCGGGAGGAAGAAAGUGAAGUCAUACCUUUCUAUCAGCGUCGUGCGGACAACAGUGAGGCUAUUCCUUUCUAUGAAAAGCGGGCUGAGGAGAGUGAGGCCAUCCCCUUCUAUCAGUAG
Molecule: messenger RNA, 339 nt
Organism: Aspergillus oryzae RIB40
Lineage: Eukaryota; Fungi; Ascomycota; Eurotiomycetes; Eurotiales; Aspergillaceae
Exons: 2
Coding region: 1-339 (112 amino acids)
Source: RefSeq, a predicted model, not a curated record